CCAUUCAGUGUUGGUUAAACUGUCUAUGCUGUCCAUCCAGUGUGCAAACAUGUUCAUGUUGGAUCCAUCUUGUCUACCAAUCUACCUACUAUAACUAUUAAAUUCUCAUAAGCAGAAUUAGGAGUUCACAAGAUAUCAGAUCAGAAUAUUUAAUUAGAAGAGAAGUUCAUAAGCAAGUAAAUGAGUGAUGUUCGAUUCGAUAUGCAAUAGCAAUUGAGUUUCAAUACACAGAAUGAGAAUAAAAACACUUUGAUUUCCAGUAUUGUUUAGGAGUUGGAUCAUUAUGCUGCAGCUUUUAUGAUUAGGAUUUUGUAGAGAAAAUAUGCCUUGGUCGGACAUUUGAAGCAAUUGAGUUAGAAAUUGUAAAAUGAACCAACUCUAAUAGAGGAUCAAGAGUUCAAAGCUCUUUAUCAAUGGUCGUUGUAACAAAUCAAGAAUUUUGAUUCUGCUUCUAAGCAUGUUAUGACUAAGUUUAGAAUGAGAGGAUUGAGUGGAUAUUCUUUACAAUAGGUGAACAACAAUUUGGACAAGGUUUUGAGCAUGCCUUUGGCCUAUAUGGAGAGAGAAUUGGACCAGAACAAUGUGGAACCGGAAGAAGAGAAGAAGAAUUUAGAGAUCAAGUAGAUCAUUCAUAAACAAUAAGAUGUAUUAAUAUGUUAUUUCUUAUUUCAAAGGAGAAAAUCAACUCACAAUUAAAUUCAUUACUAACACAAAAGUUUGCAUUUCUAGAGAUGGACAAUUGUAAUUAUUCAUCUUAUGAUUUUCAACCUGAAUAGAAUUAAAACCCUUAGUUCAAUCACUCUUUGGUCUAUUGUUUACUCUAAAUAAUAUCAUUGGCAAACAUUAAAAUAAAAUAUCUAGGAAUCACAUCCUCAGCAACUGCAGGAGAUAUAGGAAUCAAUACUAAGAAUAGUAGGUAAUCAUAGUAAAUGA
This is a messenger RNA of Paramecium tetraurelia, 933 nucleotides long. RefSeq lists its product as uncharacterized. The transcript has 5 exons. Lineage: Eukaryota; Ciliophora; Oligohymenophorea; Peniculida; Parameciidae. The record is from RefSeq and is a predicted model, not a curated record.